UUACUGAGAGCUCCCCAUUCAUUUCCUCCUGAGUAGUCCACGAAGGAGGAGGGAAACAACAGAGCAAGAGAGAGCGAGUGACUGAGAGUGAGAAAAAGAGAGAGACGAGUCUGACCGCACAGGAAAACAAGACAGACAGAGAAAGAGCAAAUAGGACGCAAUAAGGAUAUCAUUUCUUUAUCUCACGUUCCAAGACUUCAGAAAAGGAUGUUGAUGCUGGACGGGAUGCCUGUCCUGCGAGUCAGAGCAGAACCUGUGCAGAUGCAGCGGAUGUCUCCUGAGAUCCGUAGCUACGCAGACAUGGGCGUGUUGGUGAUGGAAAGACGAUUCCGUACUCAUUCUCCCGAAAAACGAUUCCCAUCAGACCUGUUCCAGACCGAGCCUGUCGACCUUUCAACCAACAGAUCUCGCUCUUCCCCAUCUUCAUCUUCAUCAUCAUCAUUGUCGUCAUCAUCAUUAUCACCAUCCUCAUCACUGCUGCGUUUCUCACCACGCUCCCCUUCAGUCUCCUCCACCAAGUCUCCUUCAUCAUCAUCGUCGUCUUCAUCAUCAUCAUCGUCGUCAUUAUCGUCGUUAUCGCUGCCCUCAACCUCCCCUCCAUCUGUCAUAACUCCAGUGCCACGAUUAAAGAUGUCUCCAUCAAGGGUGGCAUCUCCCCCCUCUAUCAUUCGCAGGGGGCAGCCAUUCCUGCACAUGCCCCAUGUAAUGCCUCCAUGCCCAAGCCCCAUUCACCUGCACCACUGUAGAGUCCCUGUUGUGGUGCAACCUGUGCCUCUGGUCUACCCCGGGGUUGGCUCACUGGGACCUGGAGGUCUCAUGGCACCCAUGUUGGAGGAAAGCAGGAUACAUGGAAAAGUCACACACAGAGUACCAGAUGGACCAUCUCCAAGGCGAACUUUGAGUGACAGCGAGGACGACGACUUGCCCAAUGUGACGUUGGACAGUGUGAAUGAGACUGGCUCUACUGCAUUGACCAUCGCACGUGCUGUACAAGAUCCUAUGUUGCCGUUCACCAUCGAGAGCAUGCGGAGAUCGAGACGGCCAGAGUCUCCUGACACAAAGAAGAGGCGCAUCCACCGCUGUGAGUUUGAGGGCUGCAGUAAGGUUUACACUAAGAGCUCUCACCUCAAAGCCCACAGGAGGACACACACCGGUGAGAAGCCAUAUAAGUGCACAUGGGAAGGCUGUGCAUGGAAGUUUGCACGCUCGGACGAGCUCACACGUCACUACCGCAAGCACACCGGUGUCAAGCCAUUCAAGUGUGGUGACUGCGAGCGCAGCUUCUCCCGCUCAGACCACCUGGCACUCCACCGCCGCCGCCAUGCACUGGUGUGAGGAUGCACACAUACACGUGCAUGCACAAAGACACACACAUACACACACAUAAAGCAGUUUUAUUGGGACAGAGUCGUGAUGAGGCUCGGGAAAGGCUGGACCUUUUCCUGAAUGUGCUCAAGGUAUUAGGAGAUACAUAAAAAUCUGUACAAUACUGUAGAAAUACAGUCGAGUCCUGAAUGAAGAGCAGGAGUGAUGAUCAGUUUUUACUGUUUAUAUCCUGAAAACUACAUUUAUACACCAAUAUAUAUAUUUAUAUCUAUCUAUCUAUACCUGUAAGGAGCUGAUCGUAUUGAUCAUGCACUCAUAUACUAGAAGACAUACAAAGAAUGGAGGAGAAGACAGAAAGAGAGAGAGAGAGAGAGAGAGAGAGAGAGAGAGAGAGAGAGAGAUUAUCAGAUAAUACCAGCACAUAUUGCAGGGCACAUCAAUCAUAAUCAGCAUUUAUAUGUCAUUUCAUUGUAAAUUUUAAACGCAACUUCAUGAGUAUUACACCAGUUUGUUUUAGCCAGUAAGAAAAACCUUAAUGUAUAUCGCUGUAUUUGUUAUGUUUUGUUGUUGUUUUUUUUACUGUGAAAGGGCAGAGAUACAAAAUCUAAUUUGAGAUCACUUCUCCAAACUAUUCAUUUGUUUCUCAAGCAUGUAUGAUAAGGAGGUCAAUGGUCAGAGAUUUCAUUCGAAAUAAAAACAUACAGAGCCUGUCAAACGUUUGCAAAGUCUUUUUCUGGUUUUGGAGAGACACAUGCAUGUUCCUUUUGUUUCUAUGCAACAAACUCGGUCAUUUAGAAUUAUGAAAAUGUACUUUGACCAAACAUAUAAAUAGUCAGAUGUUCCUCUUUCUUUUUUAUCAAAAAUUCCUCCCUUAGCAUAACAUCUAUACACACUCUCAGCAUCUGGACAGUUCAUUUCUCCAAACGUUCAACUGAAAUACAUCUUGCCAAAGGUGUUCUUCAUUAAUUGGAGAUUUCUUUCUGACCUUGUGAUCCAGUUCAUCCCAGAGCAGUUCAAUAGGAUUUAGGUGUGAUGAUGAUAGAUAACACUCCAGACAACUGCUUGCUCUCUAAAUAACACUUACAGGACUUAGACAUACUCAUCAGCUCUUGUUGUGAAUUCGGUUCCAAUAAGCCGCAGUCCAGUCGAAUUGCAUGCUGUUAAAGUGUGGAAUGGUUGCCAUGUUGGUUCCUUUCACUUUCUGGAAUAAGUCUCCAACAUUCCCUGGUCCAAAACAACCCCAAAUCAUUAAGUGUCCACCUCCAUGUUUGACUGUGUGGGUGAGAUAGUCUA
Messenger RNA from Silurus meridionalis, 2619 nucleotides. RefSeq names its product Kruppel-like factor 12a (gene klf12a). The record is from RefSeq and is a predicted model, not a curated record. Lineage: Eukaryota; Metazoa; Chordata; Actinopteri; Siluriformes; Siluridae. The transcript is spliced from 6 exons. Gene Ontology annotation, biological process: regulation of transcription by RNA polymerase II. Gene Ontology annotation, molecular function: RNA polymerase II cis-regulatory region sequence-specific DNA binding; DNA-binding transcription factor activity, RNA polymerase II-specific. Bases 208 to 1335 code for a protein of 375 amino acids.